Messenger RNA from Acytostelium subglobosum LB1, 525 nucleotides. RefSeq lists its product as hypothetical. The transcript has a single exon. Gene Ontology annotation, biological process: DNA replication, removal of RNA primer. Bases 1 to 525 code for a protein of 174 amino acids. Gene Ontology annotation, molecular function: nucleic acid binding; RNA-DNA hybrid ribonuclease activity. Lineage: Eukaryota; Evosea; Eumycetozoa; Acytosteliales; Acytosteliaceae. The record is from RefSeq and is a predicted model, not a curated record.
AUGACUGUGACGACUACGAUGACAGUGACGAUGACUGUGGAUGGUCCUCAAGCCAUAACCCACAAGCUGUUAUACACUGAUGGAGCGUGCAGAGGCAAUCCAGGAGUGGGCGGAUGGGCCUUCUUAGUACAGAACAACCCUUACAACUUGGGUAGUGGAUGGUCCAUCUAUGGCUCCGAACCUGAGACCACAAACAAUAGGAUGGAGAUAACAGCGGUCAUACAGGGUUUGAGAAGCUUGAGCAACCGUAUGGGCAAUGGUGUUCGUGCAACAGUGAUCACCGACUCGCUCUACGUCGUACAGGGCAUCACCGAAUGGGUCGGACGCUGGAAGAACAACGGAUGGCGCUCCUACCAGGGUAGGCCAGUCAAGAACCAAGACCUCUGGAUGGAGUUGGAUAGAUGGGACUACAAGCACGACGUUGUGUAUGAAUGGGUGCGCGGACACAGUGGCGAUGAGUACAAUGACAACGUGGACUACUGGGCAAACCGAGCAAUCAAUGAAUUUAUCAGAGAUAACUAUUGA